This is a messenger RNA of Dentiscutata erythropus, 126 nucleotides long. NCBI's taxonomy places the organism in Eukaryota, Fungi, Glomeromycota, Glomeromycetes, Diversisporales, Gigasporaceae. The record is from the annotation of a GenBank genome assembly.
AUGUUAAUUUAUAAGAGGCGCAGGUUUAUAAUCGGAAAGUUUAAUUGGUAUCAGUGGUGUAACCUCUUAGCCACCGAUGGCUACGACCAACAAAAAUUUCGGGAAUGUAAAUGGCUGUGGCUGUGA